This is a messenger RNA of Manis pentadactyla (Chinese pangolin), 3006 nucleotides long. RefSeq names its product MARVEL domain containing 1 (gene MARVELD1). Lineage: Eukaryota; Metazoa; Chordata; Mammalia; Pholidota; Manidae. Gene Ontology annotation, molecular function: structural constituent of myelin sheath. The coding region runs from base 153 to 674 and encodes 173 amino acids. Gene Ontology annotation, biological process: myelination. The transcript has 2 exons. The record is from RefSeq and is a predicted model, not a curated record. Gene Ontology annotation, cellular component: membrane.
GGAAGGGUGGGGAGAAGGGGAGAGGAAGCGAGGACGACUAGGAGCCAGCGAGGAGGCCGCGGCGGGCACGUCGGCCGGGCCGCCCCCGCGAACAAAGCGCCGCCAUUCCGCUGCUCGGGGCGCCGCCGCCGCAGCCCGCGCGCCCGGGGGCCAUGCUCCCGCCGCCCCCGCGCCAGCCGCCGCCCCAGGCGCGCGCGGCCCGCGGUGCGGUGCGCCUGCAGCGGGCCUUCCUGCGCGGCCCGCUGGGCGUGCUGCGGCUGCUGCAGCUGGUGGCCGGCGCCGCGUUCUGGGUCACCAUCGCCACCAGCAGGUACCAGGGCCCCGUGCACUUCGCGCUCUUCGUGUCCGUGCUCUUCUGGCUGCUGACUCUGGGCCUCUACUUCCUCACGCUGCUGGGCAAGCACGAGCUGGUGCCCGUGCUGGGCUCGCGCUGGCUCGUGGUCAACGUGGCGCACGACCUGCUGGCGGCCGCGCUGUACGGCGCCGCGACGGGCAUCAUGAUCGACCAGACGCAGAGGCACAGCUACUGCAACCUGAAGGAUUACCAGAUGUCCUGCGCCUACCACGCCUUCCUGGCGGCUGCCGUCUGCGGCGGCCUGUGCCUCGGCCUCUACCUGCUCUCGGCGCUCUACGGCUGCUGCCGUCGCUACCAGGGUGAACAGGAGGUGGCGUGAGGCCGCCGCGCGCGCGCGGGGCGGGGACCCUGCGUAGGACAGCGCCCCAGUCCUCCCGCCGCCGCCCCGCGCCCGUGUGCCGUGGCACCCACCCCCUGCCUUGCGUCCCCGCCGCCUCCUACGCCCAGGCACCCUUGUCACGCAGUUCCCGCCCGACGGCAGCGCCGCCGCCCUGAGUCCAGUCAGCUGCGCGACAUGCGCAGCCUCCAGGGACCAGCAAGGCUACAUCCGAGGAGCGGACGCACACUCUGGGACUGACAGCUCUGCUGCGAACUUCGGGGUUCCUCCUUCCCUUCCCUGCUGAGGGCGAGACGUGGACAGGCGCCGCGUAGAUCCGGGGAGGUGCCCAUAUCGCAGCCACUCUAAUGGCUGCGCCACUGCCGCUCUCUCCCCUCCCCGCAGUCGCAAGGGCCCCCCUUUUGCUUGGCCCCUCUUCCAGCCGCAAGUGCUGCAGAAGGCGGCGUGCAGUCGCCAGCGGAGCUGGGGACAGUCCUCCACUGGUCCCGGGAUGAGCAACGAGUGUCGUUUUAGUUUGGGAUUGUGCGGGCAUCUUGCGCAGCCCUUCCCCGCCCGUCCCUCGGUGCUUUGAUGUCGUGGGUGGGGCCCACCUGCAAAGGUGAGGAUGGGCAGAAGUAGGUGUACUAUUGCACCUUCAGAGCCUUCUCUCGCCCCAGCCAGCUCCGCCUUUGGCCUCGCGGUUCGUGGAGGCCAGGCCCAAACGCACACUAGCUUCCCUGGCCUCAGCUUCCUAGCCUUCGUCCCACAGGCUUCUCUGCCCCACCCCCGCCUCCCAGCAGCUUUUGGCAUUGGGGAUCCCACACGCCUGUCAAGGAAUGUUAGGUUAGCGUGAGUCCCACUCCUUGCUCUUGGGAACAGCCAUAAUAAGAUUAGAACUCCGUGUGCAGACUCCCAGUCCAGUGCUGUUCACAUUAAAGCAGUGGGUGUUCCCGGGAAUCCUGGCUCGGGAGCUACCCUGGGGGUUUCACAACCACAUGGGUUGGUCAAAGGUGCUAUCUACCCCUGGAGUUUCACGAUGUUCAUUAACAUAUCACAGACUUUGCGAAAGCCCAGUGUAAAAGAAGCCCAAGUAAUUUAGUGUACAGUGUUAAUUUACUGCCUCUGGACCUGGACCAGUUUUACCCACCUUAAGGUUCUAAGCAGCCCUGUGCUGUUCCUGCUUGCAUUCACUCCAAGGGGUCCAACCGAUUGGCUGUGGUCUGACUGAAGAUUUGGACUGCUGCUCCUUUCCCAGGGCGUUUGUCUAGCAGACGGAAGGCCUGUGAGGGAAGAGAGCUGUCCUCGCUGGGCCAGUGGGAGACUUGGGAACUGGUGGAUUUGAACAUUCCUUUACACUGUUUGGGAAAUGAAGCAAAGGUUAUCCAGAUGGUUUCCCAGUCAAAAAGCAUGUCACCUGUAAGAGAUCCUGACAUGACUGUGAGCAGCUGGCAGGAGUGGUCACUCACCAGAGAAAACCCCCUAAACCUGGGGUGAACAGCUGGCCCAGCCUCUGUAAGGUUUCCAUGUUGCUGAGGCCAUGGGGAUUUCCAGAGCUGGUCAUGCCAACCCCUCCUAGGGCCUGUUUCCCUAGGCGGGCAACACCAUUCUGGCCUGGGCCAGCAGAGGGUUUCAGAGUGGGGAGAGAGACCAGCCUCUGCUCAGCAGCUUCCCUUCAACACCGUCCAAUGGAAGAUCCAAGAUGGGUGAAGGUUCCAGACACCUGGAACUGAGCUGUGUGACACUGUGCCCUAAAUGGUGGGUUUUAGCACCAGCUUUUCUUCCUUUUCUUUUUUUAGAACACCAUCUAAGCUACAUCCUGAGCUCAGAUCCAGCCCAGCUCUUGGUGCUUGGUCUGUGGUCAGGUGACCUUCCUCAGGAGCAGAGACCUCCUGGGCCUUCAUGGUACCUUAUCCAUCCAUAUGUGCCUAAAACAUUCUAGAGCUCACUGGCUUUUCCGCUUGGCCUCCAGCUGCUUCUCCAGCUGUGAGAAGGACUUGUAAGGGAACCCCUACAUCCACCCCCACCCCCAUUGAGGUCCUGAGCCAUAGGAAUGGCCACUUGACCUGGCCUAGAACUUCUGGAUACUGGAGGCAGUCUCAUUGGCCUGCCUCUUGGACUCAGUCCAACCUGAGACCACUGUGGGCUGUUCCCAGCCCAAAAGUCUGGGACAACUUGUAAACCCAGGAAAAGAUUUUUUCAGUGUUCUACAAAGGCCAAAGAGAGGGUGGGUGUGGGAGGCGUGAGGGCUGAUAGGGAGUGGGGACCAAAGUGCCUCAUUUAAUAGUUUAGUGGUGAUUACUGAUACUCUUUUCUGAAUAAAGUUUGGUUUGUCUGA